GGCAAAUGCAGGCUGCAAUGCUGCAAUUGCAAUGUGGUCAGUCAGUUCUCUAUAUACCGUGAAUGUGGUUCAGCUUGGCACGUGUACGGUGCAUUAAAACUGCUUUUGUAUGGCUUAUAAAUCCAAGGAUUCUGAUGUCAUUGUCAAUGUGCACAUUUUGAUCUUCGGGUAACUUUUGCAAGGAUUGCAUCAUCAUUCACCUUGACCUUUCUGCAGACGAGUCGUAUUCGUUCAGCGGCCGUCGGACAGAAGCGGACCCUGAUUGGCCGGUCCCUGCGGCGGCGGGCCCUGAUUGGCUGGUCCCGGCGGCGGCGGGCCCUGAUUGGCCGAUCCCGGCGGCGGCGAGCCCUGAUUGGCCGGGAGGACGGCUCCCUCGUCUUCACCAUGUCGAACGCCUCUAACACGCCGCUGCAUUUCGGCGACUCGCUGCGUCUGACGCGGGCCUCCAAGCAGUACAUGUAUGACGACUCCAACACCGAGUAUCUGGACUGCAUCAGCAGCACCGCACACGUGGGCCACUGCCACCCGCUGGUGGUGACGCGCGGCCAGCAGCAGAUGGCGCGCCUGGUCUGGGCGCAGGGCUUCCUGUUCGACGCGCUGUCGCUCUACCUGAAGGAGCUCACCGACAUGAUGCCCGAACAGCUCAGCGUCUGCUACCUGGUCAACUCCGGCUCGGAGGCCAAUGACCUGGCGCUGCGGCUGGCGCGCUCCUACACCCGACAGGAGGACGUCAUCGUCUUCGAGGGAGCGUACCACGGCAACCUGGGCAGUGUGGCCGACAUCAGUCCGAAACUGUUUCCGGCCGCGCCGCCCGAGAACAACGGCAGGCGGCGGCACGUGCAUGUGGCGCCUCUGCCGGACACCUACCGGGGGCGGUACCGCGAGACGGACCCGGACCCAGGGGCGCGGUACGCGCAGCACGUGGAGCGGCUGCUGGAGCGGAUGGAGUCAGAGGGCCGCCGCGUGGCCGCCUUUAUGUCCGAGUGUCUGGUGACCCAGUGCGGCAUGGUGGCGCCGCCCGAGGACUAUUUCCGACGGGUCUACAGCCUGGUGCGGGCGCGCGGCGGCGUGUGCGUUAUGGACGAGGUGGCCACCGGGCUGGGACGGAUCGGCACCCACACGUGGGCCUUCGAGUCGUACGGCGUGGUGCCGGACAUUGUCACAUUGGGCGGCACGCUGGGGAACGGCCACCCGAUGUCGGCCGUGGUGACGCGCCGAGACAUCGCCGAGACUCUCUCCGAGUACCUCUCCACGUUUGGCGGUAACCCGGUGUCGUGCGCCGUCGGCCUGGCUGUGCUCGAGGUGAUGCGCACCGAGAAGCUGAUGACGUCGGCCACCAACGUGGGCCGCUUCCUCAAGGACAGCCUCACCCAGCUGGCCGGCUCCCACGGCUGCAUAGGCGACGUGCGGGGCUCGGGCCUGUGUCUCGGCGUGGAGAUCGUCUCCAGCCGGCAAAGCCGGAAGCCCGACCCGACGCUGGCCAGACAAAUCUGCUUCGGUCUGCGCGAGGAGCGGAUCCUGGCCACCACGUGCGGCCCGGCUGCCAACGUGCUCCAGCUGACGCCGCCCAUGUGUUUCACCAUGACGAACGCGCGCACGCUGCUCUCGGCAGUGGACGCGGUGCUGGGCCGGCUGCUGCGGCGGCGCGCCGAGGGCGGCGGUGACUCGGCCUGCGCCGGCGAGUCCAGGGCCGACGGCGACUCGGACACAGAUCCAGAGCGGCUGCAGCGCCAGGAGGCCAAGCGCCGCCGCGUCUACGAGGAGGUGGACUGA
Amphibalanus amphitrite is the source of this 1773-nucleotide messenger RNA. Its product is annotated as 5-phosphohydroxy-L-lysine phospho-lyase-like. The transcript has 13 exons. The record is from RefSeq and is a predicted model, not a curated record. Gene Ontology annotation, molecular function: transaminase activity; pyridoxal phosphate binding. Gene Ontology annotation, cellular component: mitochondrion. NCBI's taxonomy places the organism in Eukaryota, Metazoa, Arthropoda, Thecostraca, Balanomorpha, Balanidae. Bases 385 to 1773 code for a protein of 462 amino acids.